Messenger RNA from Chelonia mydas (Green sea turtle), 6790 nucleotides. It is a transcript of the gene SEL1L, whose product is annotated as SEL1L adaptor subunit of ERAD E3 ubiquitin ligase. Gene Ontology annotation, biological process: ERAD pathway. Gene Ontology annotation, cellular component: endoplasmic reticulum membrane. The record is from RefSeq and is a predicted model, not a curated record. The transcript is spliced from 21 exons. Lineage: Eukaryota; Metazoa; Chordata; Testudines; Cheloniidae. The coding region runs from base 173 to 2548 and encodes 791 amino acids. Gene Ontology annotation, molecular function: protein binding.
UGUCGGAGAAGCCAUCGUCCAAUGGGCCGCCCGCGCUGGGAAUGGCCCACAGUGUUUGGUUGUUGUCGUAGAGCUGGUGUGGCGUGAUUGGCCCCCUCGAGGCAGGUGGGCGGGGUGGGGAAGCCGGACUUGGGGCUCCUCGGCGGCGUUGUCGCCUCACAGGAGCCCUGCGAUGGAUCUGCGGAAGCGGCUGGCAUGGCUACUCUGCGCCGCGGCGCUGUUGAGCUGUGGCCUAGCCACUGCGGAUGAAGAAGGUGGUCAGGAUGAGUCAUUAGAAUCAAAGACUUCCUUGCCUUCAGAAGAACAGGUCGGGGACCGCUCCACAGGAGCCCGUGUUGUCGCAGGUCAGAUCUUCCUUGAGUCAGAGGAAUCAGACUCUCCCACUGAAGAUGAAGAGCGCUAUAGGAGCCAAGACGAGGAGAAAGAGAGCAUGUUGGAGGAGCUUAACUCUCUUGAAAUGUCAAACCUAUUAAAUAAGAACUUGGAAGAUGUAGCAAGGCAGAAACCAGUUUUGACAGCCAUCGGAGGCACUGCAGACAGUGAGCCCUGCCACUUCCCCUUCCUGUUCCUGGAGAAGGAGUAUGUAGAAUGUACUGCUGAUGGGAGGGAAGAUGGCAGGCUUUGGUGUGCAACAACCUAUGAUUACAAGAGAGAUCAAAAGUGGGGCUUCUGUGAAACUGAAGAGCAGUCUAAUAAGAGAAGACAGAUGCAGGAAGCAGAGGAUGUUUACCAGACUGGGAUGAAAAUCCUUAACGAGAGCAGUAAAAAGGCACAGAAAAAAGAAGCAUAUCAGUAUCUUCUGAAAGCAGCUGACAUGAACCAUACCAAGGCAAUGGAAAAAGUGUCUUAUGCUCUAUUGUUUGGGGAUUACCUGAAGCAAAACAUCCAGUCUGCUAAAGAGCUGUUUGAGAAACUGACUGAGGAGGGAUCUCCUAAAGGGCAAACGGCUCUUGGAUUUCUCUAUGCAUCUGGCCUUGGUGUCAAUUCCAGUCAAGCUAAGGCCCUGGUUUAUUACACUUUUGGAGCUCUCGGAGGAAAUCUGAUAGCGCACAUGUUUUUAGGUUACCGGUACUGGGGUGGGAUAGGAGUCCUUCAGAGUUGUGAAUCUGCUCUCACUCACUAUCGACUUGUGGCUAAUCAUGUGGCUAGCGAUAUAUCUCUGACAGGAGGCACAGUUGUGCAGAGAAUUCGCUUGGCAGAUGAAGUGGAAAAUCCAGGAAUGGCCAGUGGGAUGCUGGAGGAAGAUUUGAUUCAAUAUUACCAGUUUCUAGCAGAGAAAGGAGAUGUACAAGCACAGGUUGGCCUUGGGCAAUUACAUUUACAUGGAGGAAGAGGAGUGGAGCAAAAUCACCAGAGAGCAUUUGAAUACUUCAACCAAGCAGCUAAUGCUGGUAACUCGCACGCCAUGGCCUUUCUAGGAAAGAUGUAUUCGGAAGGAAGUGAUAUCAUACCCCAGAGCAAUGAGACUGCUCUUCAGUAUUUCAAGAAAGCUGCUGAUAUGGGUAAUCCAGUUGGACAGAGUGGGCUAGGAAUGGCUUAUCUGUAUGGAAGAGGAGUUCCAGUGAAUUAUGAACUGGCAUUAAAGUAUUUCCAGAAGGCUGCAGAACAAGGCUGGGUAGAUGGACAGCUUCAGCUGGGCUCCAUGUAUUACAAUGGCAUUGGAGUGAAGAGAGACUAUAAACAGGCUUUGAAAUAUUUUAAUUUGGCCUCCCAGGGUGGUCAUAUUCUGGCUUUCUAUAACCUGGCACAGAUGCAUGCCACUGGCACCGGGGUGAUGCGCUCCUGUCAUACUGCUGUUGAGUUAUUUAAGAAUGUAUGUGAACGAGGGCGCUGGUCUGAGAGACUCAUGACUGCCUACAAUAGCUAUAAAGAUGGUGAUUCAAAUGCUGCUGUGGUUCAAUAUCUCCUGUUGGCAGAACAAGGCUACGAAGUGGCACAGAGCAAUGCUGCCUUCAUACUUGAUCAGAAAGAGGCCAGCAUAGUAGGAGAGAAUGAGACUUAUCCCCAAGCCUUGCUGCAUUGGAAUAGAGCAGCCUCCCAAGGUUAUACUGUUGCUAGAAUUAAGCUUGGAGAUUACCAUUUCUAUGGCUUUGGUACCGAUGUUGAUUAUGAAACUGCAUUUAUUCACUACCGACUGGCAUCAGAGCAACAGCAUAGUGCCCAAGCCAUGUUUAACCUGGGAUACAUGCAUGAGAAAGGACUGGGCAUCAAACAGGAUAUUCACCUUGCAAAACGCUUCUAUGACAUGGCAGCUGAAGCCAGCCCAGAUGCUCAAGUUCCUGUCUUCCUAGCACUCUGUAAACUCGGGAUUGUCUACUCCUUGCAGUAUGUACGAGAAACCAAUGUCAGAGAGAUAUUGUCACAUCUUGACAUGGACCAGCUGUUGGGACCUGAGUGGGACCUUUACCUUAUGACUAUCAUCGCUUUGCUCCUAGGAACAGUUAUAGCUUACAGACAGAGGCAACAUCAAGCUAUCCCCAGACCGGCAGGGCUGCGGCCAGCUGUGCCGCAACAAGAACCUCCACCAGAACAUCAGCCGCCACAAUAGCAGCAACCGGAAUCUCAAUGAAAAGAACUGUAUUCUCCAGCAGAAACUAUUUUCAUUGUGAUUUAGAACAGAUCAAUGGUCCUUUCCCUUCAAAAGAGGCUCAAAGAAGCAUAAAAUUCUGAAAGCUGCUUAGAAUGAUGCCUUUUUUCAGGGAUAAGUAACUUUUUCUAGACUGAUUUGAAUGUUAUUUCAGUGCCAAUGGAAUAACACAAUGGCUUUUUUCGUGAAACACAAAUGUGCUACUACAAAAGUGAUGCCUGCUAUAUCCAAUUUCUCUUUAUUCAAAGUCCUUUUUCAUCAUCUCUUAAAGUGUGUGGAAAACAUUGGCUAACAGGAGCUGACCCAUGUAGAAAGAAAAAAAUGUUGGAAGGCUGAAAACCUGAACUCUGCUCUUCUGAGUAAAAAAGAGAUCCUCUAGAACUGUGAGAGAAUUUUUUUUUCUUGUCUGCAUCCCAAGUAUUCCUAUAGACCUUAUUUUAAUUAUUCUUUAAUUAUUUUAAUUAUUCACCGUUCACGUAGUCUCAUUAUUUGCCUUUGAUGUUUUGACCUGAAUGUUUCCAUUCAGAAGAAGCAAAAACAAAAGCAAAAUCUGUAACUAGUGAGCAAAUUUCUUGUUCUUUGUGAUUUGCACUUUUGGGGUUUUGUUUUUUCCUUGCAGCAUACAUUUUUGCUAAUGGCCAAUCUCUAUUCCAGAAGGCAAAUAGGGAUAGAUUGCAUUUGUAAAAUAAAAGAAUGAUUUAAAAAAUCCUCCACAGAAUGUUCUCCACAAACAUUUGGAAAAGUGGUGAAUAUUUUCUUGUAGCCUCUGUGCAACUUGUGGGAUUUCUUAGCACAAGAGCAAAAAGGCAAUUUGUUAGUCUUCCUGCUUUAUUUUUUUAUUCUUGUCUCUCUAGUAAGGAGAGAAUGGUUAACCGUAGAAUGCAGCAAGAAUUAGUAUUAAGAAAAGACUUUGAUGGGGGGGACAUAGCCAGAAGCCUUCUCAGCUCAGUUAUAGGCAGACUAUUUUUCUAGUGUUUCUUUUAUUAAAAGGUGGGACUCUCAUGUUUCUCCAGCUAGUCUUACAACUUCAGCAGUCCAGUCAGUAAGUACAAUGGAAAUGACCUGUAUCACAAGGUCUUUAUGCAGCUAAAAUCUACAUAUCUUGCUACAUACAUAGUGGGUGCAGCAGAGAAUCGGCUCUAUCUGCUGAGCACAUCUAAAUGAAGGGGGUACAAAGGGGUGAAUUCCAGCUCCCUACUAUUGGAGCUGGAUUUUCAUCAGCAUUGCUGCACUUCAGAGCGGCCUAAGAACUGCUCGGAAAUGUGCCGGCUGGUAACAGCCCCCCACUGAAACACAGGAGCAUCUAGAGUGGAGGUGGUCCUAAUGGAUUAUGGCUCCUUCAUGUCACCAGAGCAGUGCAAAGGUGCCACCCUGGGGUAGAGAAUCUGACCUAUAAACUCAAGGUUCUUGUUUUGUAAAAUUCUUGAUAGUUGUUUUAAGUGAUCAUAACCAUUUGGAAGCUAAAUGCACGAAGUAAAUAUGGGAGAACAGCUUUCGGGGGGGAAGAAGGCAGAAAUCUGUAUUCCUUUUUCUCAGUAGCAGAUAUGGAUAUUUGUUUCCAAAUUAACGCUAUACCCUGUGGAUACACUAUUUUAAAGCAAAAUGAAAUUUCAAUAUUCAAGACUCUGAUGCUUCCUCUAGAUCGUACAUUGUGCAUUUAAAGAGUUAACUGCUUCCUUUUUAAAGGCUUUUGUUCAGUAGAUCAGCAUUUAAGAAAGAACCAGCCUGUAUGAAAAGGCUUCGAAACUGUGAGAUCGUUUUGUACAUAAUGUAUUAUAAAGAGUUGAAUGGGCAAGGUCUCUUUGCAGUUAACUCAUUGCAUUUUGGGAGAAGGGCUAAAUAUUCUUUUCUGGAAGCUAAUGUUUUGUGGCUGACUGCAGUAUUAUGAAUGCAGAAAAAACUUUUAGAUACUCCAAGAGCGUGGAGUCAGAAUCUCACUAGGUCUUCAUGGGAGUUGCAUUCUGGGGCAGGAGGAUGUUUCAAUUCUGUUUGAGAGGGAACAGUAUUGAAUUUCUACAUGGUCUGAUUAAAAUGUAUAGCAGUCCAAUACCUGCAUUAUUUUAAAAAAAAAAUUCAGUGAACUUCCAGACCUUUUCCCUCUGCAGUAUUUUACCUCUUCCCUUGAUUUUGUAGAUCUCUCUAGCUCAGCAUGAGGUAGUUAAAGGCUGGAUGGAAAACAUUUUCCAAUUCACCACCACUGAAUGCAUUGUGUAUCCAUAAUCUAAUAGAGCUAAAUUCUAAUGGCUUAAUCCUAGCUAUGUGGUUUAUAACAGCAGUCUUUCGUAGCUGGCUUUGCACAUAGCUGACACAUUUUACAUUAAAGAAAUCAACAGAAGGAAAUAUAUCAUCAAAACAUUUUUUCAUUUUAUAGAAUUGCCUUUUGAGAAGUACAACAUAAGCAAUAAGGAAGUUUUCCCCUACUGUUGACCAUCGCUUAAUCUUGUCAAAUGGCAUCCAUUUGAAUAAAGUGAUAAUAGCAGAAACUAGUUAAUAUGAAUAACAUCAAACUAACUCAGGGAUUAAAGAAAUAUGAGUAAAUUUUCUAAGUCCACUGCCUACAAGGUGGUUCAGUUUUUCUGACAAUCCCUUACUGUUCUGCUCCAAACUUUGCAGCAUAUUUUUGCUUCUUACAAAAAUAAGACUUAGUAAUAUUGAAUUAUUUCAGGUUGUGCACACAGUUUAUCAACCAGUUCUUUCAAUUUCCUAAGUAAGUAGGAGUGGGUUUUUAAUUAUCUUGCUGGUAUUUGUUUUUAUAGAGCAUCUUUUCAUUUUUAGUGGCACACCUUGUCUUUCUAGUUGUGUGCAAGAGCAAUUUGAAGGGGGAUUGGGUUUAAAAUAAAAUUCAGUUGAUCACUUGGUGUGGCAGUUCAUUCAAAUUCUGUUUCUAAUUCAAUGAAGUUAUGUUGCUAAAGUUGCAUAUGCACCUGCCUAACUCUGAAGGCUAAUAUGCGAGUUCUGACUACUUCACCACUGGGAAGUUAGGUAACUUCAGUCAGAAAUAAGUGAUAAUUUGAGAUUGUACUUGGUUAAAAAUCUACUGACCCUAAAUUCUGCUUGGUUUAUUUUCCCUUAUAUUUCUUUUCUCUCAUUCUUUAUUCUGGAAGCUUGAAUGAGAACAGGGUUUCUGAAUGUGAACCAUAGUGUGUUUUGAGGGUUAAAUAAUUUUAUAGCCGCCCCCCCCCCCACACACACACACCCGGCAGUGUUUUAAGUGCAAACUUUACCUAUGUAAUCUUCCCAGUGCUUACUGUUCUGAACAGUAGAGUACCCAAAUGCCAUCAGUGGGAGUUCUACAUGUGGAAAGAAAUUAGGAAGAUGAAGAUCUGAGGAGACAAUUUUAUUCCAGUGACCUCAAAUCACUAACCUUAUGUACCUAUCAACUUAAAAAUGUUGCUUGUAAUUUGAAAACAAAACUCUUAAAUAGUUGAUUUAACUGCCAAGUUGAGAAUUUAGGAUUCUGUCAUGUACCUUUUCCUUGGUGAUGUUUGUCCAAGGGUCUGCUUACAUCAGUUGUCAUUAUUCAUUUGUUUGGAAAUAUUUCACCCUAUGACUAAUAAUUUUAAAUGGGGAAUAAGUAGUGGAAGAAAGGAGCUUGUGUUAAUACAAAUGUCCUUAAUCAUUUUUUCAAAACAUAAAAGUGAAACUUUUUCCAUGAGACUUUGGUUGUUGUGAUAAACUUGCUGAAGUAAAACUCAUCAACCUGUCUUUCCGUGUGACUUUUCAAGAAGGUUAAAUGUAUUGUCAGAGCAUUUAUAGUGUUCAAAAAUAUUAUGUACCAAUCCUGUUGCCAUCAAUAUACCAAUUAAGUUUGGCACAUUGUUAUUACAGGGGAAAGCUCAACUUCACCAACUCUUUCCUUUUUAAAUAAGCAACCAUAAGAUGAUAUUUAUGUUUGGGUUCCAGAAAAUAUUCACAAAUAUACAACAAGGAAAAGGCUUAGUAUGACUUGAGAAUUACUACAAGUGCAUAAAGGCAGGCAAGGGCUACUGGCAGAAGUCCUUUUUGUCUUUAUCAGCUGCAGCUGUUAAGAGGGUAUUGUAGGGAUUUUUAAAAUUUAUUUUGUAUUUAAGGAAAUGCAGUAUAAAGGCUGGUAAAGUGUAAUAUAAUUGUGUAAACAAAUUAUGUUAAUAGAAAGAUGUACAGAUUCAUUUUGUACUGUGUCUUUAAUCCUGUGAAAUAAAGUUACACCUCUGUAUGCUGUAA